Messenger RNA from Helobdella robusta, 2055 nucleotides. RefSeq lists its product as hypothetical. The transcript has 12 exons. Lineage: Eukaryota; Metazoa; Annelida; Clitellata; Rhynchobdellida; Glossiphoniidae. The record is from RefSeq and is a predicted model, not a curated record. Gene Ontology annotation, cellular component: nucleolus. The coding region runs from base 1 to 2055 and encodes 684 amino acids. Gene Ontology annotation, biological process: ribosome biogenesis.
AUGUCCAAUGCCAAGACGUUGAAUUAUGCUCAGCAACUUUGCGAUUUUUUGAUACUGCAUCCUUUAGAAAAGGUUACGUUUGAUGAAAGAAAUAAAACUUCAGACCAAGCAGCUGAUUUCAGCCUACUUUAUUGGAGUUUAGCAUGUAAUAACUUUUAUUCAGUUGUUGAGUUUUUUAGCAAAUUUCAUGAACUGGAUAGGUGUAAAGUUCACAGUAUAAAUUUCGCUCAGAAAUUAAUUGAAUGUAGGGAGUCAGACCAAUUUUUAUUAAACAUCUGCCUCUCAAAGCUGGCUUGCUCUCAUGCUGAAAAAACUAUUUAUAAGUACAAGUUUUUUCAGAUUCUUUCUGAAUUCACCUUACCCUUCAUGGAUGAGUAUGAAAAGUUUCGAGCACUUUUGGCGUCUUUGAGUCUCUUGUGCGUUUUCUUUCAACAUCAACCAACUGCAAAACCUCUGAUGGAACAGUGCCUCAACAUAUUGCACUAUAAAAAUAUUUUAGAGAAAUUAUUCAAAAGUUUGAUGACUCAUGCCCUCAAAAGUUCAAAGACCAUAAACCAGUUAGCUGGAUUUGUCGGAGAGGUUGAAUCUUUAGUAAAUAAAAGCAAUGUAAAUCGACAUUCAGCUCUUGAAACUUUAGUUUGGGCGAUUUCUUUGAUUGACAAGACUUUAAUGCAACGAUAUGUCAAAAAAGAUUGUCUAACUCUACUGAAAAGAUUGAAAAUUAGGUUACUUAAUAAAGCACUACCUAAGACUCAUCAAUUUUAUCAGAAGAUAGCUGAGUUGGACAUUGUGAAAGAUAAAACGAAGAAUCAUAACAGUGCAAAGAAAAACCAAAAUAAUGAUGGUGAUAACAUGGUUGUUGUUGAUGAUGAUGAGUACAUCACUUAUUUUCAAAUAUUAGAUUGUUUCAUUAGACAAAGAAAAAUAAACGACAAUAAGUUUAAGGGUGAUGGCGAUGAUGAAGAUGAUAUAGGUCGUGGUGAUAAUGCAGAUAAGGAGGAUGAUAACAAGGAGGAAUUUGUAUUGUUUGGAGCUAAAGAGCUACUUCUUUUCUUUAAAUGUGCACUCAACAACAUCAAGUCUUCUAAGAAUGCUCAAGUUGUUUCGUCAUCUAUUGUUCUUGUAAAAGAAAUCGUCAGUGGAUUUAGAGAUGGAAGUACAGUUUUAGAGCAGUCUCUUCAAAAAGAAGACAACCAACAUGAUAAUACAUUUAUGGGAUUAAACCCUGACAAAUAUUUAAUGACGGCCUGGGAAAUUACAACAGCAAAACUUAAAAUAGAAAUUGCCAAUAGAAGAAAGCUCAAUUCGAGUUUUUCCAUACUACCUUCAUCAAAAGCAGAAAAAAAACAUGUUCACCAACAAUUUUCAAAAGACCAGAAUCAAAAGAAUAAUAAUGCGGUAGAUCUGAUUGACUUGGGUGGUUUGCUGCUGUGUGUGCUGCCUCAAGAUCUGUUGGAUGUCGCAUUGAAGGAAAUUUUUGAAUCUUUAAUUUUGAUAUCGAUCACAACUUUGUUACAAAAUUGUACAGAAGCAGCCCUGAAUACUCUAAUGUUGAACACAUUAACCACUUAUAUUGCACAGGGACAGGAUUUCCUAACAAAUCAAGAUGUUUCUCUGCUUUUUCAUGCGACAUCUACAGUCGAUCUUGAGUUGUAUCCAACAAAGCUUACUACUGAGAUCAAUGUCGUUGAGCACAUAUCGAAUUUUCUUGAUUUGUUCAAGGCCUAUCAUUCCGUUCUCAAUGCACUUUUGUCUCAUCAUACGACUUCUGUUUAUUCUAUGAUCCCUAAUUUCAUGUAUGGAGUCAAAAAGCACAAAUUAAAUUUCAACAAAGUUGUUCAUUAUGUUGUUGCCGAGUUUGUAGAUUGCUUGCAAAGAGUCGUUCUCUACCCUAGCAUUAAGGCUUUGUUGCAAGCUAUCUACAGAUGGUUGGAUAUGUGCAACGAGUACACUACAGCACAGUUACACAGUACAUUAUCUCCCGGUGCAAGGGAAAUCUUCAAAUCCCUUUACGGUGACUACCAAAAUUAUCACAAGUUAAAAGGAAAAAAUUAA